UCUGGUUGGCUGAACGGUGUAAACACCAUGGAGCUAGAAUAAGCGCACGAGCCCAUUGGUUAGCAGUCGCUGAGUCGAAACGUGCGGUAAACGUUGCUAAACGAAAUAGUAAAAAUGAGUCUCCGGAAGCAAACCCCAAGUGAUUUCCUGAAGCAGAUCAUUGGGAGACCAGUGGUGGUGAAACUGAACUCUGGUGUCGAUUACAGAGGAGUCCUGGCCUGCCUUGACGGCUACAUGAAUAUUGCGGUGGAACAGACAGAGGAAUAUGUCAACGGCCAACUGAAGAACAAGUACGGAGAUGCAUUCCUCAGAGGAAACAAUGUGUUAUACAUCAGCACCCAGAAGAGGAAGAUGUGAAGCUGCUUUACUUGUUUCAUCAUACAUUGUUAGAGAAGUCAAUUGUUUACUGUUGAUAUUCAUAAAUCCUUUGUUAGCUGAUAAUAAUGUCUAAGUUUGUUUAAUGUUUUGUAACACACAUUUGCUGUCCUGCAGAACGAUGCAGUAAAUCAUUUGUUUUCCAACAAUAAAUUGUGUUCAUGUUUCCCUGA
This is a messenger RNA of Danio aesculapii, 548 nucleotides long. It is a transcript of the gene lsm6, whose product is annotated as LSM6 homolog, U6 small nuclear RNA and mRNA degradation associated. The record is from RefSeq and is a predicted model, not a curated record. NCBI's taxonomy places the organism in Eukaryota, Metazoa, Chordata, Actinopteri, Cypriniformes, Danionidae. The transcript has 4 exons. Gene Ontology annotation, molecular function: RNA binding. Gene Ontology annotation, biological process: maturation of SSU-rRNA; mRNA splicing, via spliceosome. Gene Ontology annotation, cellular component: U4/U6 x U5 tri-snRNP complex; U6 snRNP; P-body. The coding region runs from base 115 to 357 and encodes 80 amino acids.